AUGACUAAUAUACCUAAUGCGUUUGAUCGCUUGAUGAAAACCAGGGCCAGUACCAGUAACACUGAUGGAGAAAAUGAAGAUAUUAAUAAUCCUGAUGACAGAAGUUUUGUUGAAGAAAAUUCAUCUAUGAGCCAUGGUCAAGAAGGAACACCAUAUUUCCACCAAAAUAAAAAAUCAUUUUUUCCGCCAAAUAGCCCUAAUGCUUCUAAAAUUACAAAAAAAAUUGCAGAAAUGAUUGCCAUAGACUAUCAGCCAUAUUCAAUAGUGGAAGAUCGUGGAUUUAAAAAUUUGAUGGAAACUAUUGAAUGCAGAUACCAACUUCCUACAAGAAAAUAUUUGUCUACAAAAGCGAUCCCUCRGCUUUAUUUAAAUCAAGUAUCCAAACUUAAAACAGAAAUUGAUACAGAUUUAAUUGAUGUUCAAUCAAUAUCGUUUACCUUUGAUAUUUGGACGAGUUUAUCUCAGCUGUCUUAUAUGUCACUCACCAUGCAUUAUCUCACCAAUCAUUUUGAGCUGAAAAACAAAACUUUGGGCUGUAAAUAUUUCCCAGGAGAACAUACUGGACAAACAAUAUUUCUAAAAAUUAAAAAUAUGGUUUCAGAUUGGGRCAUAGAUAUUGAAAACUUUAAUAUUCCAAUCUACAUUUUGACUGAUAAUGCUAGAAAUAUUGGCACACACACAUUGCAGUUAGCAAUUAAUGAUGCUGUAAAAGAAAAUAAUAUGGRAGAUGUUUUGAAGAAAUGUCGUUCUUUGGUCUCACAUUAUAACCACAGUGCUAAAUCAUAUGAAYGAUUAAAUGACAUCCAAACAAGAUUAAAUUUACCUCAGCAUAAACUUAUUCAAUCCAUUUAUAUUAGAUGGAACAGUAUAUAUUUAAUGCUUGAGCGUAUACUCGAACAGAAAAAUGCAAUAACAUUAGAUUUACAAAAUAUAAAAAAAAAUGGCUUUGUACCUAGAGAUUGGAAAUUAAUUGAAGGUUAUAAUACUGUAUACAUAUUAGCUACAAUUAUUGACCCGAGAUUCAAAAUUGUUAUGUUGGAACCACAUGAAGUAGAUACAGCAAAAGAUAUGUUAAAAGUAGAAGUUGAAACCCUUAGCACACCACCACCCGAUACUAUACAGGAGUAUUUAAAACUACCACUGAUAUCUCCAACAUCAAAUCCUUUAGCUUGGUGGAGCWCUAACCAAACUACAUUCCCAAAUUUAUUACCAGUUGCAAUCAAAUAUCUAGGUAUUCCUGCCACGUCAGUUUKCUCUGAACGUAUGUUCUCAAAAGCAGUACAAAUUGUUACUAAGAGAAGACAGACUUAG
Messenger RNA from Diuraphis noxia (Russian wheat aphid), 1311 nucleotides. RefSeq names its product zinc finger BED domain-containing protein 4-like. The record is from RefSeq and is a predicted model, not a curated record. NCBI's taxonomy places the organism in Eukaryota, Metazoa, Arthropoda, Insecta, Hemiptera, Aphididae.